AUAAUGUGCGUUUCGUGUACUUCCUUAGGAUUCUGGAGAAAGAUUGCUUCUGAUAAAUGCGUUGGGGCCAGGAACAACCAUUAUAAAGAGUUUACAUACACUGGACCAAACACUUUCAUUAUUGCCAUGAAAAUGGUACACAAGAAAGGCAGGAUUGGAUGCAUUGGCUGGGCGUAUUCACGUUGGGGAUGCACAAAUGCACAUCCUACCAACAUCAUUGUCACAGGUAAACUAUCAGAGGUCCAAUUAGGGUCAUCGUACUGAUGCACGCAGUGUUACUACAGAAGGAAACCUAAACCAAACUAACUUAAUUUAUAAUGGUAGCUCUAUCUGUUCUAAAAAGUUCUACCUGGAGACCCAGUAAGGAUCAUCUCUUAUACCUGUGCCACGGAGGUAAAAGACACUUGCACUUUAUACUACUCAUCAAGGCACUAGAAACCGAGGGCGACCUCCUAGAAAAUCUCCACCCCCUUGACGUCACAUGAGUUGAAGUAAUAUAAUAUAAUUUUAUGUGAUUGAGUGUUGUUUAUUUCAGAUACAAGAAACAAACGCAUCUACCCUUCCCCAACAUUGAUAAGCAUUCGUACAGGUGGAUGGUAUGAUCUGCCUGGCUACGGGCCGAAUUCCCCAGAGCUCGUGUUCUCUGACCCAGGGUUUCGCUACCUGUACAAAGGCCAGAGGAUGAGAAUCUGGUUUGGUGAAGAUCUGCACGACUACACAGAGGGAGACAAUCAUGGAUACACGUGCAUGGAUGUUUAUGUUUACAGUCCAAAUUUUUAAUUUGGUCCAGAACUGCUCUUCAGAUCUCAUGGAAACGACCGCUUGAAAAGGACUGUCUUUUGUCUUACAUACAAUUGCUUAAAUCAGCUGUAGUUGCUAUGUCUUCUGGUUUUCUCUUCAAGAAAACAUUGGCCAUAUAGUUGCUUCUAUAUAGUGUUGUAGAAUCGUUUAGUAACUGAAAUAAUGUCGCUUUAGGCUUU
Paramuricea clavata is the source of this 980-nucleotide messenger RNA. Lineage: Eukaryota; Metazoa; Cnidaria; Anthozoa; Malacalcyonacea; Plexauridae. The record is from the annotation of a GenBank genome assembly.